Blumeria graminis f. sp. triticale is the source of this 5049-nucleotide messenger RNA. NCBI's taxonomy places the organism in Eukaryota, Fungi, Ascomycota, Leotiomycetes, Helotiales, Erysiphaceae. The record is from the annotation of a GenBank genome assembly.
AUGGUUCAUGCCCCAAUGGCAACAGACGCUUCGAGCUCUACAAUGCGGGCUUCGUCAACUAACGCAUCAAUCGGCAUAGCGUCCUCAACUCGCGGAAAACCAAUGGCCAACGGGAAUUCAAGUAACCCGGCUGUUGCAUCACUCCCGCUGAGUGCAAUGCAAUCACCUCCCCUCGAUUUGGCCAGUGUCGAGAGGAGGGGACAACCAACUGCUAGUCGGGAGUCAAGUAAAAAGUUUCGGUCACAUCAACUGCAGGAAGCGCCAACCUACAGACCCACCGAAGAUGAAUUUAAGGAUCCCUUUGCAUACAUAAAGAGCAUUGCACCAGAAGCCAGCCAAUAUGGUAUCUGCAAAAUCAUACCACCAGACUCGUGGAGACCAGAAUUCGCGAUAGAUACAGAACGAUUUCAUUUCCGUACACGAAAACAGGAACUAAAUUCGGUUGAAGGAAGUACUCGUGCAAAUCUUACAUAUCUUGAUCAGCUUGCCAAGUUCCACAAGCAACAUGGCACAAACCUCAAUCGGUUCCCAAGUGUCGAUAAGAGACCUCUUGAUCUUUACAAGCUCAAAAAAGCUGUCGAGGCACGAGGAGGAUUCGAAAAAGUAUGCAAGCUCAAAAAGUGGGCAGAAAUCGGGCGAGAUCUUGGAUACAGUGGUAAAAUAAUGUCGUCGCUAUCCACAUCACUUAAAAACUCCUACCAAAGAUGGUUAUAUCCGUACGAAGAAUAUCUUAGAGUUGUCAAACCAGGCGUCCAUCAGCAGUUGGAGUAUGAGUAUGGAGGACCUCUGACUCCAUCGCCUGCUCCAUCACCCCUAAAAAAGUCACACCAAAAUACACCCUCAAACCUUCAUCCUGACUCACCAGCCAUACGGGCAUCCGAUGCGCUAAACGCCACGAUGAAAACUGAGAGUGGGUUUACUCCGGUAAAUGUCACACCCUCUACAUUUACACCAGUGAAUAUCGUCCGAAAAGAUAGGGAAGAGAGUAACGGAUUUACUCCACCUCCAAGAAGGCCAUUUGAUAGCCCAACUUCUUCUAAUAAGAAUACUCCCGAACAUAGAUCUUUGCAUCUUGGCAAUUCAGUACUUACCAGUUCCAAUUCGACUUCUUCUAAUUCUGUUCCGAAGCGUCAGUGUAGCCUUGAAGGCUUCGAACCUCGAGAAAAGUCAAACCAAGCCGAAGUUAGCGAAAGUGGUGGGCGUCGUAGCAAGCGACUUAAAAAAAACGCCGUCCCAACAGUUGCUGGGUCUCACAUGACAUUGUUUAGACCUACCCCCCCAAGGAUUCCAGGAGCACAAGGCUCCUCGCUACCUGGCGAAAAAUGUGAACAGUGCGGUAAAGAUGAAGACCCUGAAAAUCUUCUGAUUUGUGAAUCCUGCGACGUCGGAUACCACAUUAAUUGUCUUGAUCGACAAGCUCUUCAUAAAACCGACUACGACUGGCACUGUGCCCGAUGUUUAGUUGGUGACGGCCAGUAUGGUUUCGAAGAAGGCGGAAUAUAUUCGCUUAAGCAAUUUCAAGAAAAGGCAGCGGAUUUUAAAGAGGGUUAUUUCCAGAACAAAAUGCCAUUUGAUCCCGUUUUCAACUGUCCACGGCCCGUAACCGAAGAUGAUAUUGAACGAGAAUUUUGGAGGCUGGUAGCAAGCCUUGAGGAAACUGUCGAAGUUGAAUAUGGAGCUGAUAUUCAUUCUACGACACACGGGAGUGGUUUUCCUACGAUAGAGAAAAAUCCCCAAGAUCCGUACGCGACUGAUCCAUGGAACCUAAAUAUAAUGCCACUUCAUUCAGAUUCCCUUUUCCGUCAUAUCAAGUCCGACAUUUCUGGUAUGACUGUACCAUGGCUAUAUGUGGGCAUGAUUUUUUCGACCUUUUGUUGGCACAAUGAAGAUCAUUAUGCAUAUUCAGCUAACUAUCAGCAUUUCGGCUCUACAAAAACUUGGUACGCAAUUCCAGGCGCGGACGCCACAAACUUUGAGAAUGCAAUGCGUGAAGCAGUUCCCGAACUUUUCGAGACUCAACCCGAUCUUCUCUUUCAGCUUGUGACUUUACUCACCCCCGAGCAACUUAAAAAAGCCGGUGUUAACGUAUACGCUCUUGAUCAAAGAGCAGGUCAGUUUGUAAUCACCUUCCCCCAGGCAUAUCACGCUGGAUUUAAUCAUGGAUUCAACUUUAACGAAGCUGUAAACUUUGCACCUCAGGACUGGGAACCCUUUGGAGACUCGGGAGUAGAAAGAUUGCAGCAAUUUAGAAGGCAACCUUGUUUCUCACAUGACGAGCUUCUAUGGACAGCAGCCGAAGGUUCUGCUACAGGUGGGGUCACGAUAGAAACAGCAAAAUGGCUCGCGCCUGCGCUUAGCCGCCUUCGUGAACGAGAAAUCAUUCAGCGAAGGGCUCUCAUCGAAAAACGGCAAGAAUAUGUCAGUCUACACUCUGCAACAAAUAAUACCGAAAAUACUGAAGUUUCGAGCGAUGAAAUGAAUUAUGUUGUCGAUAAAGUGGACGUCCCUGAGGAUGAGUAUCAGUGUACCUACUGUAAGGCUUACUGUUAUAUAUCUCGGUUCAAAUGCAGUAUAAGUGGCAAGGUUCUAUGCCUGCUCCAUGCUGGAACUCAUGAAUGCUGCGAGACCAACGAGGCCGAGCGCUAUACCGAUACCAAUCAUGUACUACACUAUCGUCGAACAUUAGAGGCCAUCGAGUCCAUGCUCCAAAAGGUUAUCAACAGAGCACAACUUCCAGAGCAGUGGGAGGAAAAGUAUAACAAUAUUUUAAGAGACGAUGCGAGCCCACCCCUCAAGGCACUGCGAGCCCUACUAAAUGAAGGUGAACGUAUACCGUAUGAACUGAAAUCACUUCCAGAUCUACGUGCCUUUGUCGAGCGAUGUAAUGAAUGGGUGGAUGAGGCUACCGGCUUCACCGUUAGAAAACUUCAAAAUCGUCGCAAGAAUGAACGUGUUUGGAGAAAGAAUAGCAAGUCGACUGAAAUAGAAGAACGUGACCGCGGAUUCCGAAACGUUGAAAACCUAUUUAAGCUAAUCGAGCAAGCAAAAAAAUUGGGAUUUACCUGUACUGAAACUACGCAACUGAACGAGAGGGCAUGGGCUAUCAAGCAGUUUUGUCAUGACGCAAAUGAUGCUCUAAACCAUGUUGUUUUACGUAAGACUCGGGAUUUUGAGGAUCUUCUUGAACAUGGCAAGGAGUUUAACGUUUACAUGCCUGAAGUUGAGAAACUAGAGAGAGUCGUACAGCAAAUGAAGUGGAAUGAUCGUGCUCGUGACACUCGUGGAAUGCUUUUAAGCCUUAAGGACGUUUCAAGCCUAAUUGAGGACGGUGUCAAACUUGAGAUUCCUGAUUACAAUGAUUAUCUUACUCAUUAUAGAGAACAAUACUCCCAAGGUCUAGCAUGGGAGGAAAAGGCUAAAGAGCUAAUAAAGGCAGAGAUUGUUCAUUAUCCACAGCUUGAGGCGCUCUCGCAACAAGCUCAGGCAAUGGCACUCCCUGUAUCACCAGAAACUCUGGGUGCUGUCAACCAAAUAUUAAAUACGCAACGAGAAGCUCACAGAAAAAUUGCUGCGUUACUUGAUCGAAGUCGGAAUCCAGAUAUUACCAUGCGGCCAACUUACUCUGAAGUCCGUGAAACAAUGGAACGCCUGGCAGAAAUGUAUAAUAAACCCAACGGAACAGCUGAUCUUGAAAAAGAGCUUAAGCGACAUGAGGAUUGGAUGCGCAGAGGAAAAAAGCUUUUCGGGAAAGCUAAUGCUCCUCUUCAUAUUCUCAAGACCCAUAUGGAAUAUGUCCUAGUUCGAAAUUUGGACUGUUUUGAUAUCAAAGCUGAUAAGCCUAGGAUGCCUGCAGAACCUGCAUCAAGAGAUAUUACUCCAGUUGAUGAUGACAAUAAAUCGCACAGUUGGGAAAACCCAAGAUUCCGCGAAGUUUUCUGUAUCUGUCGGAAAGUUGAAGCUGGAAUGAUGAUUGAGUGCGAACUUUGUCAUGAAUGGUAUCACGGUAAAUGUCUUAAGAUUGCACGCGGGAAAGUUAAAGACGACGACAAGUACACGUGCCCUAUUUGCGAUUGGCGUGUAAAAAUACCUCGAGAUGCAGCUCGACCAAAAAUUGAAGAUCUUCAAAGCUGGCAAGAUGAUAUUGUAAAUCUACCGUUUCAGCCUGACGAAGAAAUCGUUUUGGACAAAAUUAUUAAAAAUGCAUUGGAAUUUCGACAACAUGUGGCACCUUUCUGCAAUCCUGUCAUGGCAACUGCUGAAGAAUGCGAGACUCAGCGCUUCUAUCUUCGUAAAAUCGAGGGGGCAGAAAUUCUGUUAGCUUUUGAGAACAACUUCUUUCGACAAGAACUCCACAGAUGGUCUCCUGUCGCUCUAGAGCCGCCACCAAUACUUCAGAUUUCCAAAUCGACUCGUAAGCCUCGUCCGACAAAGCUGCAAAAACUAAUGGCUCACCAUGGAGUUGAUGAUCCUGAGGCUUUGCCUCAAAAUCUUAAAGCCCGAUCACAUAACUUUAAGCGAAAAUCUAGUGAAUCAUCAGCCCGCCCUUCAGUUGCAACUAAUUCAGGACACUUAGACCCCAGUAUUUCGAAUUCGCAGUUGUUCAGUGCAUCCAAUACAAUUCUACCAGAAUUGUAUAGCCUCUCAUCUGCGCAAGAGCAUCAGAAUCCCCAUUUCAACACAUUUUCUGUCGGUCAAGAGCCAAAUUUCACUCUAAUACCUCACUCAAACUCACCGAACACCGCUUUUACGCCUAAUGGUUUACUCAACUAUGAAAUUCAAAAUUCUGGAUUUGGGGGAAACCCACGACAGCCAGGAAGCUUCAACGUAGCAGGCUAUGGUCGUAUAGACCCAGUAGUGCUUGAAGCAGAUAAUAACAGUCCAAUGAGAGAUUCGUUUGCCGCUAGCAGUCAUAGAACUACAGGUAUUUUCGAUGAUUUAACAAACGAUAUUGACGAUAAUGUAAGUAAAGAUGAGAAAUCGUCACCAAGACCGGAAAAAGAUAGGUGGGAGGCAGAUGAAGAGAUGGAAAUGUUCAUUAACGGCCCCUAA